GCGCUGCUCAAUCUCUGAGAUGUUACUCCAGACACCGUACCGCCGUGUCUGUAUCUCUCGUUGGUCGUUCUCCCAAACAUCUCCCGCAGCUCAAAGCGAUCUCCCCUAAUCUCCACGGCACCCACCGCCCGCGCACACUACUCGCCGACGACUCGAGAGUCGCGCGCACGCACAACCCAGCCGUCGAGCAAGCGGGCAUGACCAGAGGCGCCCGCGGAGGGACAACCGGGAUCGCCCUCGCCCGAGCCAGAGCCAGCCCCUGGCCCCUGGCCGCGCGCGCGGCCUUCUUUCUGGCCCGCAUCCACCGCAGCGGCGGCCGCCGCUGCGAAAACUGCGGCCGCGCGACGCCUCCACGAGCAUACGAUCGAGCGCCCGGAGGGGCUCGGGCUGAGUGCCGUCGCGAGACCUCGGCACGCCUGCGCACGCCUGCGCACGCGGCAGAGCGACAGCGGCACCACCCUCGUCGGGCGCCGACGAAGCGUGCUCGCGGGUCGCCGCUCCGUCGACCGACGGCCGAGACACUUGCUCCGACGCCGCCCCGCCCCCGCCCCGCCGGUCCGGCACCGAUAUCUCGGAGGACGACCGUCCUGCAGCGUCGCCGGCCAAAGAGCUCGGCUCCUCGAGAGAACCGACGGACGACGGACGACGAUCGGCUCCUCAGCAGUGGGACGCCGAGCUGGAGGCUCGGCCGGGAGCUCGCGCGGGCACGUGGAGCUUUCCGCUCGGGCCAGCAGGAAACGGGCGCCCCGCACAGCGACGCCUGCCGUAGAGUGCCGAGAGCUCGGCUCGACGCGAGCGCCGAGGAGAAGCGAUCGGCUCCGCAGCAGUGGGACACCGAGCUGGAGGCUCGGGCGGGAGCUCGCGCGAGCACAUAGCGAGGUGCGUGCGCGGCGGCGUGACACAGGUGAGCGGGCAGCUGGCGCACAUUUCGGCUGUGG
Messenger RNA from Emiliania huxleyi CCMP1516, 938 nucleotides. RefSeq lists its product as hypothetical. The transcript has 2 exons. Lineage: Eukaryota; Haptophyta; Isochrysidales; Noelaerhabdaceae. Bases 198 to 875 code for a protein of 225 amino acids. The record is from RefSeq and is a predicted model, not a curated record.